Molecule: messenger RNA, 1089 nt
Organism: Spinacia oleracea (spinach)
Lineage: Eukaryota; Viridiplantae; Streptophyta; Magnoliopsida; Caryophyllales; Amaranthaceae
Exons: 9
Coding region: 167-871 (234 amino acids)
Cellular component (GO): nucleoplasm
Molecular function (GO): RNA binding
Source: RefSeq, a predicted model, not a curated record
CUCUAAUUAAAAUUAGAAAUUAAUUUGGUCCUUUGCGAACAACUCAACCUCUAAAUUGGGAAUUAUUUUUUUUCAAUGUGUGACCUUCCAGAAUUCCAUCCCCUCUCAUACUCCAUGACCCCAUUUUUAAGGUUUGUUUUUUUCUAGGGAGCAAGAACAAUAAAUUAUGCCACGAUACAAGGAUGAACCUCCCACAGUUCGUGUAUAUACUGUUUGCGACGAAUCAAAGUACUUGAUUGUGAGGAAUGUAGCAGCACUGGGGUGUGGUGAUGAACUGAGACAACUGUUUGCAGCAUAUGGAGAUGUUGAAGAGUGUAAACCUAUGGAUGCAGAAGACUGCGAGGCAUUUACCGAUGUGUACUGGAUCAAAUUUCACAUGAUCAGCAACGCGAGGUUUGCAAAAAGAAAACUAGACGAGUCUGUUUUCCUUGGGAAUCGGCUGCAGGUGUCGUAUGCUACUGAGUAUGAGACUCUGUCUGACACAAAAGAGAAGUUAGAAGGCAGGAGAAAGGAGGUUCUAGGACGAUUGAACUCAUUGAAGUCUGGAAGAUACAGAGGUGACGAAAUGAAGAGUAAAGGUGUUGAAACUCAUCCCUUGUCACACGGAGCUGGAGUUUCAUCACAAGUUUCUCAGCAAUUGGACUUAAAACAAGGAUGGUACGCCAAAGAAAUGAAUCAAUAUUCUGAAGUAAAACACUCAUCAAUCACCAGGGUGUCCUCUGACCAGGAUUAUUUCCCAUCUCAGUCAAUGAAUGAAACAGUUAAAAGGGUAAGAGAGAAGCUUGAUAAGAUUGAAUCGUCAAGUUCUUCAAAUACGCAAUCUGGCUCAGCUUCGAAGAAAAUCCGAGUAGAUAAUAGAAGAAGGAUAUGAUCAUAUAACUGCCUUCUUUAAAUUAGACACAAUACUCCGCAAAUGCUAAAUCAAAAGUAGAAUUUCACUUCUUCCAAAGAAAUCAAAUUGGCUAACUUUUUACCGAGUGAUUCGAUUUCUACAUGUAAUGAGUCAUUUUCGACAUGUAUAUUUGAUCUUGAAUCCUGGUUCAUUUGCUGAUAGAUAUUAACCCAAAUCCUUUUUCUUUGAUGUCCAAA